UUUGUAUACAUAACGGAUGUAAGAGAUAUUUUUGUGUACUUUCAUGUUUAAUACAAACUGUAUAGUGCAUUACAAUUGCAAAUGAUAAAUGCGCGCAGAGUGUUGACCGAGCCUGACCGUGGCUGGUCAUGGGUUGUUUUGUUUGCAAGUUUUAGCUCUUACUUUCUGAUUGGAGGAUUGGUUAAUUCCGUCGGCGUGAUUCAUUCUGUAUUGCUCGAGAGAUACGAAGAAAGUGUGUCGUUGACGGCAUGGGUAGGAUCUUUGCAUUCUGCUUUUCUCUUGCUUGGAGGUCCAGUAUCGAGUGCUGUUGUUGACAGGUUCAGCUGCAGGGUAGCAAUAAUGUUGUCAGGCGUCUUCUUUAUCAUCGGUUACCUAUCAACGGCAUUUGCAACAAACAUAAGAAUUGCUAUAUUUACAUGUGGAAUCAUUGGAGGUAUGGGAGCUGGACUUGGCUGCACAGCAAGCUUGGUUGUAAUAGGCUUCAAUUUUGAGAAAAGGCGGGAUUUCGCUCUGGGUAUUUGUAUGUCAGGUGUUGGCAUUGGUGUAUUUGUACUCGCUCCACUCAUGCAAGCUGCACGUGAACACUAUGGUUCCGAAGGUUUCUUCAUCAUUCUGGCAGCGAUGUCAGCUAAUAUUAUCACAUGCGGUAUGUUGUGUUUCCCCAGUCAGCUGGAGCGACUUACUAAAUCAGAGAGGCAUAAAGACAAAAUUUCAUCAGAAGACAAAUUUGGUAAAACGCCUUCUAUCUCGGUGUUACGCACAUAUUUUGCCGUGUUGGCUAAUCGCGGAGUCAUACUUAUGUGCAUAUCGUUCUUCAUAUAUGCUAUUGGAUCUUUUCUUGUAUAUCUUCAUUUGCCGCAUUAUAUAGAAUCAAAAGGUGAAAGCGGAGCUAAAACAGCAUUUCUUGUUGCUCUGAUCGGCAUUAUCUCGGCUGUAAGUCGGGUGUUAACGGGGAUUGUGGCAAACACACAUAAAAUUGAUGACGUUAUCAUAUACUCUGUUUCUAUAGCUUUAUUUGGUUCAGCAACUGUAGUGUACCCAUUUAUCGCGGAUAAUUAUACAGGACAUGUUGUCUAUGUUAGCUGUGUAGGACUUUUUUAUGGUUGUUGCUUCGUUGUUUCGUCUGGGGUGCACGUGAAGUUUGUCGGUAUCAACUACAUAUCGUCUGCUGUCGGUUUACAAUUCUUCUUCGGUGGUGGUGGUGCAAUCAUUGGUCCUGUUUUCGCAGGUGCACUUGUAGACAUUGGAGGAACAUAUGAACAGACAUUUAUUACAGCAGGUUGUUGUUUGCUAAUUUCGUCGUGUUUAGGUGCAGUGCUCCUGUUUGUUCGAAAACCUUUCGGCCGUGAAGAUGUGCCAAAGGCCAAAAGUGAUACGGAGCAAGAAACAUGUGAAACAAAGUUCAUUGAUAAUAAUGAACAAUAAGUUCCAUUACCCUAUAACUGCGGAAGGUCUAGUUAUUGAUUAGCCAAGGGUUUCAGGCGUCAGUGUGACAUUGACCUAAUGACCUCAUAACCCGUAGGAAUCAUCCACUGACCACUGGGCAAUGUUCCUACCGAGUUAAAUAAAUCUCGGGAUAUUUUAAGUCCGGUCCACUGUGACCUUGAUUAACGACAUCAAAAAUAAUGGGGUCGUCUGCUGGCAAUGGGCAAUCUCACUGGCAAGAUUAAAAAAAACUUAGACGUGUUAUUUUUUAAGUUAUUGAUAAGAAACGGAUUAUUAUACAAACUGGAAUUUUCCAAUGUUUAAACACGCUGUUUUACCUUAUAAACAAAAUAUGAUUUUUACCCAUGGAAAAAAUAAUGAAACAUUAAAAAAGUUAUUAAAGAAAAUGCUAACUUGAUCGGUCUUUUUUUUUGGAUUUCCUUCCCAUGCAGAUCACGCAAGUCACUUUGCAUAAACACCAUGACUGUUACCUUGACCGUAUUUACUUCAGAAGCAAAAAACCGUUUGUUUAGCAUGUCCGUACAUUUCACAGUAUAAUGGCAAUAAAUUUGUGAUUUUUUUUUUCAGAAUCAUUCUCCGUGUUAUUAUCAAUUAGAAAUGGAAAGUCCGAUAUACAUGUAAUGUUUAAGAAACUCCAUUUGCGAUUUCAUGAUAUUUUAAAAGACAAGUCAGACAAAUUAUGUUGGGUUCAAUGCCACGUAGGAAUACGAGAGAAUAAAACAGUAGCUGCUUUGGCUAAAUAAUCCUUGAAUUCCCAGUACAUGUAAUUAGAUUUAUCCUCAAGUUUAGCGUUAAUUAGGAGCUGAUUUUAGUCAGAUUGCGACUUACAUCUUCUUAAGAAAUUGAUCGAAUGAGGAGGACGGGCGUACAAGCGGACCACCCAAUCAAAUUAUGCUCUC
Messenger RNA from Ruditapes philippinarum (Manila clam), 2345 nucleotides. RefSeq names its product monocarboxylate transporter 3-like. The record is from RefSeq and is a predicted model, not a curated record. Lineage: Eukaryota; Metazoa; Mollusca; Bivalvia; Venerida; Veneridae. Bases 82 to 1425 code for a protein of 447 amino acids. The transcript has 5 exons. Gene Ontology annotation, biological process: transmembrane transport. Gene Ontology annotation, molecular function: monocarboxylic acid transmembrane transporter activity.